Molecule: messenger RNA, 882 nt
Organism: Vollenhovia emeryi
Lineage: Eukaryota; Metazoa; Arthropoda; Insecta; Hymenoptera; Formicidae
Gene: RpL7
Product: 60S ribosomal protein L7
Exons: 6
Coding region: 84-842 (252 amino acids)
Biological process (GO): maturation of LSU-rRNA from tricistronic rRNA transcript (SSU-rRNA, 5.8S rRNA, LSU-rRNA)
Cellular component (GO): cytosolic large ribosomal subunit
Molecular function (GO): structural constituent of ribosome; RNA binding
Source: RefSeq, a predicted model, not a curated record
GCGCGGUAUAUGGAGAAAGAUGGGGGGUCCAGCGUUCCGCGAUUUAGCAGCACUGGUCGAGAACUCCUUUAUCUCCGGAAAGAAUGGCCGACGCGAAGACAGAAGCUGUUUCUCCGGCGAAGAAACUGCCGGCAGUGCCGGAGUCGGUGCUGAAAAGAAGAAAACGCCGCGAGGAAGUUAAGGCCGCGCGUCUACAGAUAUCCAUCAAGCAACGCGCGGAUCGCUACAAGAAGAGGAAGCAGAUCUUCAAAAGAGCCGAGGAAUACGUGAAGGAGUACAGGAGGAAGGAGAGAGAUGAGAUCCGGUUGAUGAGACAGGCGAAGAACCGCGGGAAUUACUACAUUCCGGGCGAAGCGCGUCUCGCAUUCGUUAUCCGUAUUCGAGGUGUGAACCAAAUUGCUCCCAAAGUGCGGAAGGUGCUGCAGCUCUUCCGUCUGAAACAGAUCAACAAUGGCGUCUUCGUAAAGCUGAACAAGGCGACGAUCAACAUGUUACGCAUCGUCGAGCCCUACAUCACGUGGGGAUACCCGAACUUGAAGUCGGUGCGCGAGUUGCUCUACAAACGCGGCUUCGCCAAGAUAAACAGGCAGCGCGUACCUAUCACCAGCAACUCCAUCAUCGAGAAGAAGCUGGGCCGAUCUAACAUCAUCUGUACUGAAGACUUGAUCCACGAGAUAUUCACCGUCGGUCCGAAAUUCAAAUUCGCUAGCAAUUUUCUGUGGCCCUUCAAGCUUAAUACGCCAAAUGGUGGAUGGCGUAAGAAGACCAACCAUUACGUGGAGGGCGGUGACUUCGGUAACCGAGAGGAUAAGAUUAACGAGCUCCUAAGAAGGAUGAUAUAAGUUCAUAGAAAUCUUCGUAAAUAAAAUCCUCUAAAAUGUU